This is a messenger RNA of Misgurnus anguillicaudatus (oriental weatherfish), 10421 nucleotides long. Lineage: Eukaryota; Metazoa; Chordata; Actinopteri; Cypriniformes; Cobitidae. The record is from RefSeq and is a predicted model, not a curated record.
GUCUAGAGAUGGAUUUAGUUAGCUGCAGGCGUCUGAACAAGUCUGGACCACAUUCACAGAGGCAAACAGCACAAGCGAGGAGAUGUGAUUUUAUUUCUCCGGUGAGAGGAUUUUGAAGACUGGCCUGACUGGAGAAGUCAAUCGGCAAAUGCUCGCGCAUCGCUCACGAGCAGUUUGAUAAAUGCGCAGUUGGAAAUCUUUCGACUCGUUCUCCGAAGAAAUUCAGGCUUGUUUAAGGAAAUGUGGCAUACCAUGCUUCAAUAGGACUGUGUCAUCUGCUGUUGCACGUUGGUCUUCUGGUGACCCGUCCUGAGCGGAAUUGAAAAUGUGGUGGUUGCAGCGAUGGAAUCUGCUAGCUGCUGUAUUGCUGUGUCUCCCUAUGUUGUCUACAGCCCAAGGCCAGUGCAAUGAUGUCAGUGCAGCAGAUAUUGUGUUCCUUGUGGAUGGAUCAUCCAGUAUUGGCCGGGCCAAUUUUGUGUUGGUUAAAAGUUUUAUGGCAGGAAUUGUCAAACCCUUUGCAAGGGCAGUGGGAUCCGAUGGCAUCCGCUUUGGUGCCGUACAGUACAGUGAUACUGCCAGGGUGGAGUUUACCUUCACUGCAUACCUGAAUGGCACUGAGCUCAUAACUGCCAUAGAGAAUAUCAAUUAUAAAGGUGGAAACACACGCACUGGGGCUGGCCUUAAAUACAUUGCAGAUAACUUCUUUAACCCUGCUUCUCUCAGAGAUGUACCAAAGAUAACUAUUCUCAUUACUGAUGGUAAAUCUCAGGACAAUGUAGAGGAACCUGCUCAAAAACUACGUAAUUUAGGAGUAAAAAUAUUUGCAGUAGGUAUAAAAAGUGCUGAUGCAAAUGAGCUGAAACUUGUUGCCUCUUCUCCUCAAAAUGAGUUCACGUCCCAGAUUAGCAAUUUCAAACUUCUCAGCUCUUUGCUGCCCCUAGUGUCUCCACGUGUUUGUACAGCGAGUGGGGGCUCUUACUUAAAUGACGAGACCUACAGUGGUCCAUCAGACUUACAGUUUUCAGGAGAGACCACAGAUUCUUUAAGAUUUCGAUGGACGCCUGCAGGAGGGCCUGUGAGUGGCUAUGUUGUUCAGUAUAGGCCCCUAACUGCUCUGGGUCAGCCAAUCACAGCAGAGCUUCGACAGGAAACAAUAGCCAGCAGUUCGCGGAGCUAUACUGCACGAGAUCUGCGCUCAGGCACAGAAUACCUGAUCACCGUUAUUGCUCAGUAUCCCAACAGCUUGGGAGAGUCGGUGUCUGGCAAAGCCCGAACAAAGCCACUCCCGGGUGUGUCUACACUACGACUGGUCCAAGCCAGCUAUUUUACUCUCGCUUUGGCUUGGGAUCCUCCAGCUGAACGAGUACAGGGCUACAAAAUCACCUAUGUCCCUACAGGUCAGCCGGCUUCACAGCUCUCGGAACAGUCUGUGGGGGCGGAGUCUAGUUCUCUGACUUUGCGUGAUCUUAAAGCAGACACUGAAUAUGUCAUCAAUUUGUACCCUCUGUUUCCCCGCGACAGUGCCUCACCAGCUACCUUGACUGCCCGCACAUUACGUUUAGAGGGUGUCCAGCAGCUGUCCGUUGAGACCGUCACCAGCAACAGCGUUCGAGUCCGCUGGACGGGAGUAGAAGGGGCCAAAGGCUAUAGAGUCAUCUGGGGUCCUUUUACAGGAAGUGAUGUUGAGACCAUCAAACUUGGAGGUGAUAGUGAAUCUCACACUUUGGAGAAUUUGCAGCAAGACACAGAGUACAUUGUUACAGUCAUCGCCCUGCACAAUGGAGAUGAUGAAGGACCUGCGGCCAAUGCCCGCUUUAAGAUUGAACUCUCAGAGGAACAGAUCCUUAGAGCUACAGCUACAGGACCCACCAGCAUCAGAUUGAACUGGAACCUAAUACAGAGCGCUAAGGGUUAUCGGCUGGAAUGGAAAGCCGGAGAAAGGGCCAGAGUUCAGAAGCAGGAUUUUUCACAGAGCACGACCAACUAUGAGCUUGGAAAUCUGCAGCCAAACACAGAGUACAUCAUAACUCUAUUCACACUUUAUGAAGGCCGAGAGGAGGCCACAUUCUUUUCAACCAGACCAACAGAAGAGCUGCAAGUCGGACGUGUCACAAACCUAAGAGUGUUGGAGACGCUUGGAAACAUUGUGCGAUUGGGAUGGAUUGGGGUCGCUGGAGCCACGCAAUACAACAUUGUCAUAGUUAAUACACAAUCUAAUACAGAAGUGUACAGAAGAGUAUCUGGAAAUCAGACCACACUGGACCUACAAGACCUUGAAGAUGGUGUACGCUACGCUGUUAGCGUGACUGCACUAGUUGGUUCCAAUGAAGGAGAUCCGUCGACUGUGUAUAUUAUAGCGGAUCAACCACUGAGGGUAACCAACUUGCGCGUAGUCAGCACCAACAGCCGACGCGUCAGGAUUUCAUGGACCGGUAUUUCCAGGGCAACGGGUUACCGGGUUACUUGGAGGCAAGGCAAUGGUGCAGAACAGUUUCGUGUCCUGGGUGGCGAUAUCACCACCUACACUAUUGAUGGGCUGCAGCCUGAUGUAUCUGUUGUUAUGAACGUUUCCCCGGUGAUUGAUGGGAGGGUUGGGGAAGCGGUCACUGUGACUGCUAGAACCGUAGGCACUGUCGGAACGGUCACAGGGCUGCGAGUCACUGAACACUCAUCCUCAAGAAUACUGUUUUCUUGGGGUUCUGUGAAUAGAGCAACAGGCUACAAAAUUACCUGGCGGCGUAGCGACGGUGUGGAAAACUCUGAGAAUGUAGGUGCUGAUGUCACUUCCUAUGCCAUUGAUAGACUUCAGGAAGGUGUAACCUACCAAAUAUCAGUUUCAGCUCUUGUUAACUCACGGGAGGGACCUGCUUCUACACUAGAAACAGAACAGGCCACAGAUGGUUAUGUCACCAAUUUACAGGUGGUGGAGGCCCAAGGUCAGGUCGUCCGUGUCAGCUGGGUCGGAGUUCAAAAUGCAACAUCGUACAGAAUACUCUGGAAGAGGACUGAUGGUGGAGAGGAGAGGAGUCAGCUGGUUGGUGGCAAUGUAACAUCAGUGGAUCUGAGGCAGUUAGAUGAGGGGGCACAGUAUGAGGUCAAGGUUUUGGCUAUUGUCCGUAACAGAGAGGGACCACCUGUGUCCGUCAGAGUAACCACAGGGGGAGUGGCACCACAGGAUACAGUAGUAGAAGGCUUUCGCGUGUUGGAUUCAAGCCAUGGAGCGUUUCGUAUAACCUGGAGACCACUGAGGGGAGCCACCGCCUAUCGAAUCUAUUGGAGCUCUUCACAAGGUGAAUCUGAAACAAGUCGUCUAAUUAGUGGGGAUGCAACCUCAUACACUCUGGAUGGACUUCGGCCCGGCCUGAUCUACACCAUAAGAUUCACUGCCUUGCUGCAAGGUAGAGAGUCCAAAGCUGUCACCAUCCGAGCAUCCACAGAUCCCUUGCCACCCGUGUCCAGUUUCAGCGUGACGGACAGCACUGAGAAUUCAGUGCUUUUGGGUUGGUCACCCGUAACGGGAGCCACAGGUUAUAUUUUACGAUGGAGAGAGCACACAGACACAGGACCUGGUCAGUCUGAGACGCUGCCUGGAACAGCCAAUUCGUUUCGUGUGAUUGGUCUGCGUUUAGGCCGUCGUUACCGCUUCACUUUGCAACCCACUUUUCAGAACCACGUUGGAUCUGAGAGCUCUGUGGAGGAGCGCACAGUGUGCGUUGAAGGGCGUUUGGAUGUGGUCUUUCUUGUCCCUGCUUCUCGUGAUCGAUCUGGACUGGCUGAAUCUGUGUUGCCUCUGCUUGCCAGUGCUGCUGGAUCAUUCACCUCCAUUGGACCCAGAGACUCUCAGAUGGGGGUGGUGUUGUAUGGUGAAGAUCCAAAAGUGCGCUUCUUCCUUAAUAGUCAUAGUAACAUCGAGAGCCUUUUACAGGACGUUCGGUCCACCCAGUUCAACAUCAGACAAGGAAAUAAUAUAGGCCGAGCAAUGGCGUAUACUCGUCAGUAUCUCCUGAGCGGGCCAGCAGGUCGGAGGACACGCAUUCCUGGCGUGGUUGUUAUUAUCGCUGACGAAAAGUCGUCUGAUGAUCUUAGCGAGCCCGCUGCUGCUGUAAGGGCCGAUGGUGUUACAGUAUUGGCGAUAGGAAUUGGACGUGCGGACCCUGGAGAGCUGCGUCUGGCAGUGACUGAUGGUAGCACUCAAAAUCUGCUCUAUGCCCGGGACGCAAAUCAGCUCUACAGCUUUCAUCCCGACGUGGCAGACCUUCUCUGUGGACUUGCACGGGGGACAGGUGGCACGACUGGGUCUUGUACUGUAGAGUGUCCCAGGGGUGCUAAAGGAGAUCCUGGACAAAAGGGUGAAAGGGGCAGAGAUGGAGUGGAUGGAAGAAAAGGCGAGCCGGGCCGUGAUGGUUUGUCUGGUCGUGAGGGACCCAGAGGCCCAGAAGGGCCACCGGGUCAACCAGGCAGCAGUGUGGGAGUAAGAGGAGAGAAAGGCGAGAGAGGUUUCCCAGGAUUGGAUGGCAGUCCAGGUGUUCCAGGUCGGCCUGGUACCCCUGGUGCAGUCGGACUUCCAGGCAGUCAGGGAUUGCCAGGUGUUAGGGGGGACCCUGGAGACCCAGGUAUUGGAGGUCCCACUGGAUUUAAGGGAGACAAAGGUGACAGGGGAGAACCCGGAUCUGCUAUCGGAGGUGGUUUGCCAGGCCGUAAAGGAGAGCCAGGAAUUCCAGGGAUCCCGGGAACUCCUGGUCGGUCAGGUGUUGAUGGGAGAAAAGGAGAGUCGGGCACACCAGGUCUGUCUGGGCAGGAUGGUCGCCCUGGAUUACCAGGCACUUCUGGACUUGGUGUUAAGGGUGACAAAGGCGAAAGAGGAGAGAGGGGUCUUCCCGGAGUGGGCAGUGGGGUAGCAGCUAAGGGAGAUGCUGGUGAACCAGGAAGCCCUGGACCACCUGGUCCACAGGGUCCACGAGGACUAACUGGACCCAAAGGAUCUAAAGGAGAACAGGGAGAGGGUGUUGAGGGUAAACCAGGCCCCUCUGGAGCGACUGGAGACCCUGGUGAUCGGGGUCCCCGAGGAGCUCCAGGUGAAUCUGGAAGUAAGGGUGACCGAGGACAGGCUGGAGCACCUGGUUUAGAUGGAGCCAAGGGAGACAGAGGCCUACCUGGUCCAGUGGGAGAAAAGGGUGACAGAGGUUCACAAGGCCCUUCUGGACCUCAAGGACUCCGGGGUUUGCCAGGGAGCAGCGGCCUUCCUGGAGAGAAGGGUGCCGAGGGUGCCAAAGGAGAACCAGGGAGCGGCCGUGAUGGUUUGUCUGGUCGUGAGGGACCCAGAGGCCCAGAAGGGCCACCGGGUCCUGAUGGUGCCAAAGGUGAUAAAGGAGAAGGAGGACCAAAAGGGGAUCGGGGUGUUCCUGGAACAGGCGAGCCUGGACAACCUGGACCCAAAGGAGACCAGGGUGAUCGGGGUCCACCUGGAUUAUCUGGAAAACCUGGGGCUAAAGGCAGUCAAGGUGACCCAGGGGAGAGAGGGGAGGCUGGAAGUGCAGGUGCACCGGGGCCUAUGGGCCCAAGAGGGAAAGAUGGACUUAAAGGUGACAAAGGCGAAGAUGGCCUUGCAGGAGAAGCAGGGUUGUCAGGUAAACCAGGAGAGAGAGGUCUAAGAGGAGUACCAGGUCAACCAGGUCAGCCUGGGCCAAAAGGUGACGUAGGGGAUCCAGGGGAAGAUGGCCGAAAUGGCACCCCAGGCUCCGCUGGACCAAGAGGCCCAAAGGGAGACCAGGGAAUACAAGGUCCCCCUGGGCCUCCUGGAGAUGUGAUAUCUGGAGAGAAGCAGUUUAAAGGUGACAGAGGGGAAAAGGGGGAUGCAGGUGACCCGGGAGAACAUGGGGCUAAAGGUCAGAAGGGUGAAGCCGGAUCAGCAGGCCCUAUAGGACCAAGCGGUCCUGAGGGACAGCGUGGACCUCCAGGUGCCAGAGGUGACACAGGCGAAAGGGGCAGUCCAGGAGAAAAGGGAGAAAGAGGAGCUGCUGGUUUGGAUGGGCGACCCGGUCAGGAUGGGAAACCGGGGCCGAAUGGAUCUCCUGGAUUACGGGGUGACCCAGGAAAACAAGGAGAUCCUGGCAGAGAUGGCUUGGCUGGGCUCAGAGGACCCCAGGGACCUCCAGGGCAACCAGGGACUCCAGGAAAUGAUGGCUCACCUGGCAAAGCAGGGGAGGAUGGGAAACCAGGUCUGCCAGGAAAAGCUGGUGAGGAUGGCGAGCCAGGAGAAGACGGUCGCAAGGGAGAAAAAGGAGAAGCAGGGGCUGCUGGAAGAGAUGGUCGAGAUGGAUUAAAGGGCGAUCAGGGCAUUGCAGGACCCAGUGGCCCACCUGGUCCCAUUGGACCAACUGGGGUUCCUGGCAGCAUUGGACCACCAGGACAGGUGGUCUAUGUUAAAGCGGAUCCAGCACCAGCUAUUCCAGGCCCGCAGGGCCCUCCAGGAGCCCCUGGUGUUCCUGGAGUCCCAGGAUCAGCUGGACCUAGAGGGGAGAGAGGUCUGCAAGGUUUGAAAGGAGAUGUGGGGGAUCCAGGGGAAGACGGUAGACCUGGAAAUCUAGUGGACGUGAAGAAAGCUUUUUCAGAAUUUGGCAUUGAGAUCAGAGAACUGAAAAUAUUGCUAGAAGACAAAAGCUUGAUAACACUGGGGGAUGCAAAGAAAGGUGAUAAAGGAGACAGUGGACCUAGAGGCCCUCCAGGAGCUGAUGGUUCACGAGGUCUUCCGGGUGAGCGAGGUUCAAAAGGAGACCAGGGUGAAAAAGGGCCUCCUGGACCACAAGGUCCCCCAGGCAGGGCAAUUGGAGAGAGGGGCCCAGAGGGCCCACCAGGACAGGCAGGCGAACCUGGAAAACCAGGAAUACCUGGAGUACCAGGACGAGCUGGUGAACUGGGAGAAUCUGGCAGACCUGGGGACAAGGGGGAGAAAGGAGAUAAAGGGGACAAAGGACCAGCUGGUCCUAAUGGAUUACCUGGUUUAGUUGGAUCUCCAGGACCAAAGGGGGAUUCUGCCACCACUCUAAAUGGUUUGCCUGGUCCAAGGGGUCUGCCAGGCCCACAGGGCAUAAGAGGAGAGCCGGGUCCAGUAGGACCCUCUGGGCCCUCUGGAGAACGGGGCUAUUCAGGUGCUCGUGGUGAAAAAGGAGAAAGAGGACCCAGCGGAGAGAUUGGGAAGGACGGCCCCCCAGGAAAUGCGGGUGAGCCAGGAAAACCAGGCCAGGAUGGGAAGCCGGGCUUGCCUGGGUUCCCAGGAGUGCUGGGCAGACCGGGGAAUCCAGGAGAACCGGGAAUAAGAGGACCGACUGGUCCAAUGGGUGGAAAUGGACCCCCGGGGGCUCCUGGUGUGAAGGGUGAUCAAGGAGAGCCAGGCAUUGGAAUCCAAGGCCCUCCUGGACCUCAGGGCAACAGAGGGUUACCUGGAACCGCAGGCACUCCAGGAGCAAUAGGACCACAAGGACCACCUGGGCUUCCAGGACAAGUGGGGGAGGGUGGCAAGCCUGGAGUCCCAGGGAGAGACGGUGUUCCAGGAAAAGAUGGUCUGCCAGGACUACCUGGAAAACAGGGUAUUGCUGGAUCCUCUGGCCCCCCAGGAUCUAAAGGAGAGCAGGGUGACAGCGGCCCACCAGGAAAGUCUGUCACCGGACCCCCUGGAAUGAAGGGUGAGAUGGGUUUUCCUGGUCAGACAUUGCCGGGUAGCAUUGGAGAAAGAGGCCUUACCGGAUUACCGGGGCCGAAGGGAGACAAGGGCCCGGCAGGUAUCAAAGGAGACAAAGGUUCAAUAGGUGAUCCUGGAGAUCCUGGGGAGAGUGGAGAGAGAGGACCAUCAGGACCAAAAGGAGUCAAAGGGGAGGCUGGAGUGGGCAUGACUGGACCUCCAGGACAGCUUGGGCCUGUUGGAUUAAAGGGUGAUCCUGGCCUUCCAGGUUCUCCGGGUCCUCCAGGGCCACGUGGUUUGGAUGGGACACCAGGACUGGCCGGGCAGAGAGGUGAAGCAGGUCAGCCAGGACCUCCUGGAGCACCAGGAGAAAGGGGUCUCCAAGGAUUUAUAGGCAAAGCAGGAAACCCUGGAACAACAGGACCUGUUGGACCACCUGGACCCCCUGGUACUCCAGGACUUGCAGGACUUAGGGGUGAUAAGGGUGAAAUUGGUGUAGGAGUGCCAGGUGCCAGAGGAGAGAGAGGUGACCCAGGACCUCGGGGAGAAGAAGGUCGGGCUGGACUAGACGGCGAAAGAGGCGCUACUGGUCCUGCAGGCAGCAAAGGCAACAGAGGAGAUAAGGGUGAACAAGGUCCUUCAGGAUUUAAAGGAGAGAAGGGAGAAACUCUCCUGGCAGGUGGGCCUCCGGGGGAAAAGGGAAUUAAAGGAGAAACGGGAGACAGAGGACCUAAAGGUGCACAGGGUGACAAGGGUGCCAAAGGACAAGAAGGACCACCGGGGGAACAGGGUCUUAGAGGAGAACCAGGAGAGCGAGGUUCCACGGGCUUCCAAGGAGCUCGUGGUCCUGGUGGUCAGAAGGGGGAAGCAGGUCAGCCAGGCGUCCCAGGAGAAUCGGGUACACCUGGUAAAGAUGGCAUGCCCGGCAUGAGAGGAGAGAAGGGGGAGACGGGCCACGUAGGUCUGCGAGGCCUCAAGGGAGAGCGAGGUCCCAAGGGGGCAUGUGGAUUAAGCGGACCGAAUGGUGACAAGGGGGAUGCUGGGAUUAAUGGCAGACCAGGAUUGCCAGGGAGGAAAGGAGAGCAGGGUGACGUAGGGCCUUCAGGUCCCCCAGGAAGCCCCGGGAAGGAGGGACUCAUUGGAGCCAAGGGUGACAGAGGCUUUGAUGGAGUUACAGGACCAAAGGGAACACAGGGAGAUAAAGGUGAAAGAGGCCCACCCGGUAUACCUGGAGCUCCAGGUCCGAGAGGUACAGAUGGACCCCCUGGUUUAACAGGCCCUCAAGGGCCUGCUGGAGGUAAAGGCCCUGAGGGACUGCAGGGACAAAAGGGAGAACGAGGUCCUACAGGGCCUGCCAUGGUUGGCCCACGUGGCAUCCCUGGCAUCCCGGGAGACAGGGGAGAACAGGGGGAGACGGGUCUUGACGGACCUAAAGGAGACAGAGGAGAACCAGGCAUGACGGAAGAUGAGAUUCGGGGUUAUGUUCGAACUGAAAUGAAUCUUCAUUGUGGUGUUCAGGAUGGUCAGGUCCCUGUGCCAGUGCAGACUUAUCGAGGUCGCUCCUCCACGUCCCCUGAGCACUCAUUAAUCCGUGGGGACGAGGAGGGUCAAAAGCUACGUGUUGUGAUGAACACAAAUGAUCCAGACUAUGAGCACAUUUACUCUAUAGAAACCUAUGAUGAUGAUGCUCCAAUAGUGGACACUGUUGACUAUGACACCACUUUGAAUAAAAGUCAGGGUGUCUCUGUGGAUUCAUUAAAAGAUAAAAGGACAAAAAGAGAAGUUAAAAGUAAAGACUCAUGCAUCAUGCCGAUGGAUGAGGGUGACUGCAAUCGCUAUACUCUUCGCUGGUACUUUAAUUCUGAGGUGGGCGACUGUAGACCUUUUAUCUACAGCGGCUGCAAAGGAAACGCUAACCGCUAUUUACAGAAAGAAGAGUGUGAGCAACACUGUCUCCCACAGUAAGAAGAUUUGUGUUUUAACUUGAAGACAAGACUUGUAAGCAGAUCUGAAACUACAAUAUAUUAAAAGAUAAACCUCAGUGUUGGACACUGCCGAAAUGCACAGAAGAUGUUUAGAAAUCUUAAAGGUAAAGAUUCACAUCAUUGCUUAUUCACAACUGCUCAAGCAAGUUUAAGUAUAUUUUCUUUAUUUAUUUUGUGUCUAUCGAGCUGUUGUUUGACAUAGUGUACUGUCUGGGUGCUUUUGUUAAGAUCAAAAUAAUUGGGCAAAUGGUAGGGUGCAGACUCUGUAUACUUACAGUACUUUAGUCAAAACAGCAUAUCAUUGUCUUUAAUUAUUUUGUACAUGAAAUGAACACAUUAUUUCAGGUGCUAAAACAUGUUAGGUUUCACACUUUCCAAUUCAAGAAUCGAUCUUAGACUGGUUCCUAGAGCAAGUCUAUGUUGUACAAAAUCGUACUGUAAAUGUAGAUCUGUAUUUUUAUUAGCUUGAAAUUCAAAUGAAUGUUCUUGUAUUAGCAGAUGCUGCAUGUUUACUUAAACUCUAAAACAAAUGGUGCUAUUGUUAAAGCUAUUUUUAUAUUGUUGGUUGAUUUUUUUUUAUGUUGUCUUGUAUUGCAUUGAUCGUUCAGUAUUUGUGUUCCACGAAGAACACCAAUUCUGUUUAUUCGGCAACAAAACAGUUUACAUUUUCUUUGUGUUUUAAUAGCAAAGGUCUACUCUUUUAUCUACAUAGGCAUUUACAAUAAACUCACAAUAAAUUUUGGCUUGUUCCACACACA